Messenger RNA from Dermacentor andersoni, 1734 nucleotides. Lineage: Eukaryota; Metazoa; Arthropoda; Arachnida; Ixodida; Ixodidae. The record is from RefSeq and is a predicted model, not a curated record.
GUGAUUCAAUACCGCGCAGUCGACAAUACACGCCAGUUACAGGACAUCGAAACAUCAGGCAUGGCGGAAGAAAGCAGCAACGAAUACACGCCCCUUGACUUAAGUAUGAAGGGCAAAGCAACACCAAGUACAAGCAGUGACGGUACCCAGGACGCUUCAUCUACAUUGGGCGUCUACAAUACGAUUUCUGACGAUGCCUUGCGUUACCAGGGAAACAGGCAGCACACACCGACGACCGACGAGACUUGCAGCGUCGACGGUGUCACUGACAAUAGAAGCACAAGUUCGCAGCCCCUGGAGUCCAUCAGCAAUAUCGAUAAGGCAAUGCCCAGCACAUACCGCGCUGGCAUGGAGCAAGCAUCAGCGAAUUCUGAAGACAGCGUUACGAAUGCUUCUGGAACCGGAGGAAGGGAAAAGCGAGAGUUGUGCGGUAACUGUGGUAAUGUUUGCAGCAGACCGGAUGCCUUACACGGGCACGCCAAGGAACCCACGGAUGACGCAGCCCACAUUUGCAAAGCAUGUGAUCAAUCAUCUGUGAAGAAGUCUAACUCUGUAGAACAUUGCCGCAACAGUACUGACAAAAAACACAUAUGCGAAACCUGUGGUAGACAGUUCCGCCGGGCGAAUUACCUAACUAAACAUUACCGCACGCACACAGACGAGCGACCCUACAAAUGUAAAAUCUGUCAUAAGUCAUUCCGGCAGUCUACUCAUCUAGAAGACCAUAAGCGCACGCAUACAGAUGAGAGACCCUACAAAUGCCAAAUAUGUAAUAAAUCUUUCCGCGUGUCUUGUCAUCUAGACAACCAUAAGCGCCAGCACACAGGUGAGAAACCCUACAUUUGCAAAGCUUGCGGUAAAUCACACACGCGGGCGACAAAUCUCCGUAGACAUGAGCACGCUCACGCAAACAUGCGCAAGCACAACGUUUUUGUGGAAACGUUGGGGGCGAACGCUAUGUCCGAAGUUGUCCCUGACAAUGGCAUCACAACUUACCAGCAACUGGGGUGCGUCAGCAGAAUCGAAAACGCACGGCCCAGCACAAUCCGCGCUGACAUGGAUGGAGCGUCAGCCAAUUUUGAAGACGGCGCCACAAUUCCCGAGAGCGUCAGGGUUCACCAAGAAAACAGACAGUACCAACCAGCUGAAGACACAUCCACCACCCACCGGCAUACAGACAAGAUAGAAACCGGAAGUACCCGUUUCACACUUCCGGUCUGCCGCAGCAGCGGCGGCGGCGAUUACGCAGUGGCCAUUACGAGACAGACUUGCACAGAGGAAGCAUCAGGCACUUCGGGAAACGACGCUAGGAAUGCAACUGCAACCGGCGGAAUGGAACAGCAAGAGUCCUGCGGUGUCAGAGCAUAUGAUGAAUCGUCUGCCAAGAAGUCGAAACACAAAUGUGAAACAUGUGGUAAACUUUUCAACGGGGCUCGCAAUCUAUCUGCACAUUACCGCACGCAUACCGGCGAGAAACCUUACAAAUGUGAAAUAUGUGAGAAAGCAUUCGCGGACAAGUCGACUUUCCGUAAUCAUAAACGAAUUCACACAGGCGUGAAAACCCAUAUAUGCCAAAUAUGUACGAAACCAUUCAUAAGAAAAGCGGAACUUAAGAGCCAUCUCAUAUCACACAGUAACGACAGACCUUUGGUUUGCGACAUAUGUAAUCUCUCCUUUAAGUGCAACUCGUAUCUCCGAAGUGUCUACAAGUUCGACUUCGUGCUCAGUGUGUGA